UCUCCUUAAUAUUCCUCAUAGUGGCAUUUCUGUUCACAUUGUGAUUAAUAACUGUGGAUUUGUGAUUAGUUUAAAGAUGUUAAGGGACACAAUGUCCUUUUGGAGGAGAGAGAGAGAGAGAAGGAGAGAGAGAGAGAGAGAGAGAGAGAGAGAGAGAGAGAGAGAGAGAGAGAGAGAAAGAGAGAGAGAGAGAGAGAGAGAGAGAGAGAGAGAGAGAGAGAGAGAGAGAGAGAGAGAGAGAGAGAGAUCUACCAAGAUCUCAGGGUUGAAGGUCUUCAGGUUAUUGACUCAAAGUAAGGCGGAGGAGAGCGGCAUGGUAGAGAUGGAGCUCCCACUUCCCGUGAACAUUCGGAUCAGCAACAUCACCUGCGACUCCUUUAAGAUCUGCUGGGACAUGGACCCUCGCACCAAAGAGAAGAUCACACACUACUUCAUCGACCUGAACAAGAAGGAGAACAAGAACUCUAACAAGUUCAAACACAAGGACGUUCCCACUAAGCUGGUCGCCAAGGCUGUGCCGUUGCCGAUGACCGUGCGAGGCCAUUGGUUCCUGAGCCCGAGAACCGAGUACACUGUUGCCGUGCAAACGGCGUCCAAGCAGAGCGAUGGAGACUACGCCGUGUCUGAAUGGAGCGACAUCGUGGAGUUCUGUACUGCAGAUUACUCUCCUGUUCAUCUGACUCAGCUGAUCCAGAAGGCCGAGGUCAUCUCAGGCAGGAUGCUGCCCUUUUCCGUCUUCUACCGCAAUCAGAACCAAGAGUACUUCGACUACUGCAGGAAUGUGCAUGGAGGCCGAAUGCUCCCCUCGCUGAAGGACAACAGCGGAAGUCACGGCUCUCCGCUUAGUGGCAAGAUCGAGGGCGUCUUCUUCAGCUGCAACACGGAGUUUAACACGGGUGAGCCGCCUCAGGACUCUCCGUAUGGCCGCUACCGCUUCCAGAUCAAUGCCGAGGAGCUCUUUGGGCCCAAUACACGUCUCUACUUUGGCGAUUUUUACUGCAUGUACACAGCGUACCACUAUGUGAUCCUGGUGCUGGCCCCGCGUGGCUCAACCGGAGACAACUACUGUAGCGAGAGGCUGCCCGAGCUGGAUGAAACCAACAACCGCUUCCUGACCCGUGUGUGCAGUGAAGACGGGCGUGUGGAGUUCCGCCAUGCACAGGACGUCAUCCUGGAGAUUAUCUACACAGAGCCUGUAGAGCUGCAACGGGGCACCGUGGCCCAGAUUAGUGGCCAUCAGCUCAUGAGUCUGUCCACCGUCAAUGCUAAGAAGGACCCGAGCUGCAAGACGUGCAACAUCAGCGUGGGACGUUAACGCUCGGCCCGGACUUUCUGACCGACUGUGUCCAAGCUCACUAUGAAGAAAUCCGGUAUUAGCAUGUAUGCUAAGUACCAGACCUCAGAUCACACCUCAAGACCUGCAAACAUUAGCACGGGAUGCUAACGCUUAAGCUGAGCUGUCUCAGAUCACCAGAAUUUAAAAACUCCAAUAUCGCUAUGCGUUACUUCACACCAGUCCUUGGAUCAAACUGAAUUAUUAGCUUGGGGUGCCAAUACUUACACACAAACUUAGCCUGGACUUGGUAACCAGUGAUGUGUAGAUGUUACACAUGAGAACACCUCAAGAAGACCACUACACUACCCUGUCUUCUUCUCACUACUGAAAGUGUAUGUCUGUGUGUUUGUGUGUGUGUGUGUGUGUGUGUGUGUGUGUGUGUGUGCUUAGAUCAUAUAUUCCAGGACCUCAAACAUCCGCAUUUGACGCUAUACGAUUCUCCAUCUAACGUGCAAACUAUGAAUUAAACUAUACAAACCUUA
Messenger RNA from Tachysurus fulvidraco (yellow catfish), 1818 nucleotides. RefSeq names its product phytanoyl-CoA 2-hydroxylase interacting protein-like a (gene phyhipla). NCBI's taxonomy places the organism in Eukaryota, Metazoa, Chordata, Actinopteri, Siluriformes, Bagridae. Gene Ontology annotation, cellular component: cytoplasm. The coding region runs from base 77 to 1315 and encodes 412 amino acids. The transcript is spliced from 5 exons. The record is from RefSeq and is a predicted model, not a curated record. Gene Ontology annotation, molecular function: protein binding.